GGCAGCAGCGCUCUGUCAGACGAUGACGUCACCCUCCGCUAGACGGACAGCUGAAAGGCAGAGACUUCUUGUUGACGUUUUGUUUUGAUCGCGUUUGUUUGGAUUUUUUUCUUGGACGUCCCCCCCAACAUUCCCAGCGGACCCAGAAGCCUGUGCCGUCACGCCUCGGAGCGGGGAUCCAGCAAAGAUGAAAUGGAUGUUUAAAGAGGACCAUUCCCUCGAGCACCGAUGUGUGGAGUCAGCCAAAAUACGCAACAAAUACCCGGACAGAGUACCGGUGAUCGUGGAGAAGGUCUCCGGCUCCCAGAUCGUCGACAUCGAUAAGAGGAAGUACCUGGUGCCUUCGGACAUCACGGUGGCCCAGUUCAUGUGGAUCAUCAGGAAACGCAUCCAGCUGCCUUCGGAGAAAGCCAUCUUCCUGUUUGUUGACAAAACCGUCCCCCAGUCCAGCCUGACGAUGGGGCAGCUCUACGACAAGGAAAAGGACGAGGACGGCUUUCUGUACGUGGCCUACAGCGGAGAAAACACGUUCGGGUUCGAAGACUUCUGUGCAGCGCAGGGUUAACACUUCAAUUGCAAAAAUCAAACCCGAGCCCCACAUAGACGAACGGCUAGUUUUAGCGGCCCGGCCUGCAGGAGUGAAAACGAUGAUGGAGCGUGAAGAUAGAUGAGAAAUGUCAUCCAUAGGUUCUUCAUGGUGUGUGAUCAUCAAAUAUACGUUAAAAAGGGAUUUUCAAUACUUGUAUGUAGCCGGAAUAAUGUGAUCAAUAAAAACAAUUAAAAAAAA
Messenger RNA from Fundulus heteroclitus (mummichog), 787 nucleotides. RefSeq names its product GABA(A) receptor-associated protein like 2 (gene gabarapl2). Gene Ontology annotation, molecular function: ubiquitin protein ligase binding. Gene Ontology annotation, cellular component: autophagosome; cytosol; autophagosome membrane. Bases 188 to 565 code for a protein of 125 amino acids. The transcript is spliced from 5 exons. NCBI's taxonomy places the organism in Eukaryota, Metazoa, Chordata, Actinopteri, Cyprinodontiformes, Fundulidae. The record is from RefSeq and is a predicted model, not a curated record. Gene Ontology annotation, biological process: macroautophagy; cellular response to nitrogen starvation; autophagosome assembly.